Messenger RNA from Pyricularia pennisetigena, 1680 nucleotides. RefSeq lists its product as uncharacterized. The transcript has a single exon. Bases 1 to 1680 code for a protein of 559 amino acids. The record is from RefSeq and is a predicted model, not a curated record. Lineage: Eukaryota; Fungi; Ascomycota; Sordariomycetes; Magnaporthales; Pyriculariaceae. Gene Ontology annotation, molecular function: heme binding; monooxygenase activity; oxidoreductase activity, acting on paired donors, with incorporation or reduction of molecular oxygen.
AUGGCAACAAACACCGUCACAACCACCGCCGUGUCCGGUCACUCGGGCUUCGAUCCCAACCUGCUCGCAACCGCCCAGAUCGCCCUGCUCACCAGCGCUCUGGUCGUCCUCGCCACAACCCUCCUGCUCCAACACCUCGCCUCCCGCAACCCGGGGCUCGACCCGCGCGAACCGCCGCUGAUCCGACCCAGAAUCCCCUACAUCGGGCACCUCGUCGGCGCGCUGACCAGCCACACGGGCUACGCCCAGCGCGUCUGGGCCUCGCACCCGACCAAGCCCGUCGCGACCUUCUUCCUGGGCCCCGUCAAGUGCUACGCCGUGUUCCACCCGGACCUGCAGCACGCGGUGGUGCGGUCCCGCGCCGUCGAGUACGACGCGUACCCGGCGGCGGCGGUCCCGGCCGGCUUCGGCGUCGACCGGCGCGUCAUGGCGGUGCUCGACCGCCCGGACGUCUCGCGCCGCUACAUGCAGGCCGCGGGCAGCAUGCUGGGCGGCGACGCGAUGCGCAGCAUGGAGCGGCGCGCCUUCGCCUACCUCGCCUCCCGGCUCAACGCCCUGCCCCGCGCCACCCCCACGCCGCAGGGCCUGUACGUCUGGCUGCGCGACCUCGCGAGCAUGGCGACCGCCGAGGCCUUCUUCGGCCGCCGCAACCCCUACCGAACGCGCGGGCCCGGGCUGAUACGCGACCAGUGGACCUUUGAGCGCUGCCUCGGCACGCUGCUGCUGUCGCCCACCUCGGCCGUGGCGCGCGCCCUGGCGCCGGCGGGCUGUCGGGCCCGGGACAGGGUGCACGCGGCGCUGGUGGACUACUACGCCGCCGGGGACGAGGUGCACGGCGCGGCCGACGUGGUGCAGAAGCGCGCCGCCCUGCUGAGGGAGGCCGGGCUGAGCGCGGCCCAGUUCGCCCCGCACGAGAUCACCACCAUGCACGGCGCCACCAGCAACACCGUCCCGUCGCUGUUCUGGACCGUGGCCAACGUCUACCUCCGCCCGGGGCUGGUGGCGGAGUUGAGGGCGGAGCUGGAAGGAGUGCUGCAUGUGCUGGAGCAGCAGGACGGCGUCCGAGACGCAAAGCUGCUCGUCCGCAUAAAGACGGCCGAUCUGGAGCACAGCUGCCCGCUGCUGGCCAACUGCGUCCGCGAGGCCCUGAGGCUGUCGAGCCAGUGGAUAGGCUGGCGGUCGACGCACGCCGACAUUGAAAUCCCCGCGGACCAGAGCCCAGACGGGAGGGCGUACCUGCUCAAGAAGGGCGUGCAGGUCAUCAUGCCGGCCGGCAUCACGCAUCGGGCGCCGUCGUUCUGGUCGUCGGCAGCAGCGGCAGCAGCGCCCGAGUCUUGCAGCGACGGCAGCGGCGGCGGCGUGGAGGAGUUCGACCCGCAUCGGUUCGCGGCGCAGUCCAAGCACAAGAUCAGGUCGACAAAGGGCGGGCUGGGCUACGUGCCCUUUGGCGGCGGGCCGUACCUCUGUCCCGGGCGGAACUUUGCCAACGAGGAGAUCUUGGGGUUCGUUGCCGCGCUGGUGAUUGGCUUUGACAUUGUGGGCUUGAAGCAAGACAAUGUCAAAAUGCGGCCAGCGAGGAUAUUCGAGGUGAGUGCGAAGCCGGCCAAAGGAGGCGAUGGUGGCCGGGUGGAGAUAAAACGAAGGCACAGCUGGGAGCAUGUGAAGUUUGAGUUUGUUUGA